UAGAGCGCCUCUCAUGGCUAUACCCCACUCUACUUUUGAGUGCAAAAUUUUGAGAUAUCUUCUCUAAAGCCGCCUCUCUUUCUUCUUUUUUCUUUUCUUCUCCUCCUUCAUUUCUCUCUUUUUUUCUUCUUCUCAAAUUUGAUGAAAACCCUAAAUAAAAAUAGAUAUAUGGUUGUCAUGAUGAAUUUUUAACUUUUUGUGUUCAUCUCUUGUGUUGUUGUGGAUCAGAGACAAGAAGCAUGGGGAAAAGGAGUACUGCUGCUAUCAUCAUCUUCUUCUUCUUUUGUGCAGAGAUUUGAAGUCAUAUAUCUCUCUCUGAUUGUGUUCCAUUUUUAGUGAGGUGGUGUUUUUUGCAGUAAGUGCACUAAAACCAACAAAUAGAAAUCUCUUUUUCUCUCUCUCCAUAUCUCUGUCCUUUCUUCUUCUUGCUUUAUUCCAUUUGUUAUCUGAGCUGUUUAAAGCAAAAAAAAAAAAAAAAAUUAAAAAAAUUAAUGGAUUCUGGAAAUAACAGUGCUAGUCUGCAGUCAUCAAGUACUGGUGGUGUUGGUGGUGGUGUUGGUGAUGAAGAGUACGAUUCACGUGCUGCUUCUCAAUCUUUUUCUACAGCUUUUCACACACAAAAUUCCUCCAUGUUUGACCCUUUUAUCAACCUUUUCGACCCCAUAUCCCGCCCCCAACCACCACCACUACCACCUCCGUCACAGAACCACACAACCACCCAAAAUUCAAUUUACGAUCUCGAAUUCCAUUGGAACAGUAAAAGGAUAAGAACCGAUCAACCCAACAACCCGAUGUUAUUACCAUCAUCGGAUUUUAAUAAUUCGUUAUCCUUUGAUACUACUACUGGUAGUAUUUCUUUCCCAUCUAGAUCAGAAGAACACCAUGCCGUUGGUGGAAAUGUGAGUGCUACUACUAUUACCGAGCAGCCGGCAGGUUCAGCUGCAGCGGAUCAACCACAGGCACGGAAUACGAAGAAAAGAUCGAGAGCUUCGAGGAAGGCACCAACUACUGUGUUGACAACAGAUACAACUAAUUUCAGAGCUAUGGUUCAAGAAUUUACAGGGAUUCCUGGACCACCUUUUACUACUCCUUCCUAUUUCCCUAUUAGAAACAGAUUUGAUGUAUUUGCUUCUGCGCCUAAUUCUGCUGUAAGAUCUGUUCCUCCUCCUCCUCCUCCUCCUGCUAUCGCUAAUAACAAUCCUAAUUUCUUCAUUUCACAACCAUCGUCUAAUUAUCUACCGAGGCCGUUCCAUCAGCCACCACCACCCUAUCUUUCUCCUUCUUCAUCAUUCUCACCAUUAGUGUUGAAUCGUUUACCUAUCAACAUUGCUUCUGCUUCAUCAACAACUACUAGUGCUACUAAUUCUGCUAUUAACUAUCAACUUUCCACCGGAGUUGCCAAUUCUGUCGCACAAGGCUCUAAUAAUUUCAAUUCAAUUCAACACAACUCAAUCUUCACAUCACUUCUUCAAUGUUCUCAAAAAUACCCAUUUGGGUUGAAACAACAACAACAACAAUUCCAAAUGCCAUCAAAUAACAUCUCUCAAUUCCAAAUGCCAUCAAAUAACAUCUCGCAAUUCCAAAUGCCAUCAAGUAUGAACAGCAGCGCCCAGCAUGGACAUCUUCUGACUGAGCUUCCCAAUCUGAUUUCUGAAGAACAAGCAGCAACAGCAUCGUCCAUCAACGACAACACUAUCAAUGCAACAAAUUUUCAUGGCAAUAAGGUGCAGGAAACAGUCAAUGCAACAAAUUUUCAUGGCGAUAAUUUGCAGGAAACAGUGGUUGCAACAAAUUUUCAUGGUGAUAAGGUGCAGGAAACAGUAGCUGCAACCAAGGGUGUUGAAGGUAUGGUGGAAUCAUGGCUUCUUUCUACAGAUUAGAAAAAAGAAGAUUAUAAUUGAAGUCAUGAUUAUGUGAUCAUAACAACAAUGAAGAGGAAAAAAAAAGAGAGAGAUUUAGUAAUUAGUGCUAGCUUACCAUCAUGUUUUCUAAAUCAUGAUUUUCCAAAAAAAAAACAAAGAACUUUAGUUUAAUUUCAUCAAGUGUACUGUAGAUAAUAAUAUGGGGUAUGGGGAUUGGUUUAAUUUCUUGAAGUACUUGAUUAUAUGGCUAAUCAAAUACUUGAAAGAUUAGUUUUAGAUUAGCUAGGGAGAUGGAAUACAAAUAUAAUUAUGAAUGAUGGAGAGAAGUUCUUUUGUUCAUUUUCCUUGUUUUCUUGUCAAUAUUGGUUUUUAUUGGAAUAGUAAA
Messenger RNA from Solanum stenotomum, 2247 nucleotides. RefSeq lists its product as uncharacterized. Bases 492 to 1880 code for a protein of 462 amino acids. The transcript has a single exon. The record is from RefSeq and is a predicted model, not a curated record. NCBI's taxonomy places the organism in Eukaryota, Viridiplantae, Streptophyta, Magnoliopsida, Solanales, Solanaceae.